AUGUUAACUAAUAAUGAAAUUUAUCAAGAAGUUCAAAAAUUUGCCAAGGGUUAUGACUUAAAUCAAGAUGGCGUAUUAACUUCACAAGAAAUAUAUUAUUCACUUCUAAAAAAAAUGAAUGGCAAUUCUUAUGAGGCAUCAAAAGCAACUGGUGUUUUAUGUUCAACAAUUGAUAUAAACAAAGAUGGUAAAUUCAGUUAUCAUGAAAUUGCUAAAUAUUGUGCUGACAAUGCAAAAAAACUAAUUGAACAAAAUGCUGAUAUUGCUGCAUUGGCUGAUGUUGAAGCUUUUUUAUUAAGAUUUGAUAAAGAUAAGGAUAGAAAAUUAAACAAAACAGAAUUUGUUGAAUACUUCAAAGGAGGAACAGAUACCCCAUACUCUGAUCGUGAUUAUGUUCUUAAAAUUAUUGAUUUGGAUAAAGAUGGAUGUGUUUCCGCAAAUGAAUUACAAGAAUGGUUCAAAAAAAAAAGAAUUGAUUAUGCAAGCCGUCCACAUUGUUAA
Messenger RNA from Dictyostelium discoideum AX4, 501 nucleotides. It is a transcript of the gene cbpC, whose product is annotated as calcium-binding protein. NCBI's taxonomy places the organism in Eukaryota, Evosea, Eumycetozoa, Dictyosteliales, Dictyosteliaceae. Gene Ontology annotation, cellular component: cytoskeleton. The transcript is spliced from 4 exons. The coding region runs from base 1 to 501 and encodes 166 amino acids. The record is from RefSeq and is a predicted model, not a curated record. Gene Ontology annotation, molecular function: calcium ion binding.